Molecule: messenger RNA, 2888 nt
Organism: Achroia grisella
Lineage: Eukaryota; Metazoa; Arthropoda; Insecta; Lepidoptera; Pyralidae
Product: zonadhesin-like
Exons: 16
Coding region: 88-2778 (896 amino acids)
Source: RefSeq, a predicted model, not a curated record
AUUGAGAAGGUUAUUCCUAAAGUGGAAAAGUGUUAAUUUAUUUCACAGUCAAGUUACAGUCGUUGAAUAACAAAUUAUACUCUAGAAAUGGCGUUCAAAGUAAUUAUUUUCUCUCUAUUACUAUUGUUUUGUUAUAUGAAAGCCGAAACUAAUUGUGGGGAUAAUGAGGUAUUAGACAAUUGUCCUACAAGUUGCGCGUCAGAGUACUGCCCCACGAAAGAAACUAAGCCCCAGGAAUGUCCAUUCCCCGAUCCGUGCCCCGAACCAGUCUGCCGAUGCCAAUUUAACUACCGCCGUGCUGUCAAUGGGACUUGUAUACCUAGUGCUCAUUGUCCACCAUUCCCAUGCACCGGGCGAAAUGAACAUUAUGUUGCUUGCCCACCGCUGUGUCCCAGUGAUGACUGCAGCCAGGCCACACCAACUGGAGACUGUCCAUCACCAUUUCCCAUCCUGAUAGUGGUCGCCUGCGCGCCUCAAUGCCGUUGUAUAGACCACUAUUGGCGGAAGAACGGAACCUGCGUACCCUACGCUCAGUGUUUUAAGGAAACUGCAAUAACAUGUGGAAGCAAUGAAAAUGAAGUCGAAUGUCUUCAGAAUUGUACAUUUGACUCCUGUCCUAAAAGUCAAGAUGAAACAAAUUUAUGCACGAAUAAUACGGGUAGCGAUUGCCAACCAGGAUGCAAAUGCGAUGUCAACUAUCGCAGAGCCGAGAAUGGAACCUGUAUACCAACUACAGAUUGUCCACCAUUUGCUUGUCCUGGACAAAACGAAUACUAUCACCCUUGUCCACCGGACUGCACCGAUGAUUAUGAUAGUAUAUCAUGCAACGGAACUUGCAAGAAUACGACCCUAAAUACACCAAACGAAUGUGUCCCUAAGUCUGCAAUAACAUGUGGAAGCAAUGAAAAUGAAGUCGAAUGUCUUCAGAAUUGUACAUUUGACUCCUGUCCUACAAGUCAAGAUGAAACAAAUGUAUGCACGAACAAUACGGGUAGCGAUUGCCAACCAGGAUGCAAAUGCGCUUUUAAUUAUCGCCUAGAUGAUAAUGGAAACUGUAUACCAACUACAGAUUGUCCACCAUUUGAUUGCCCUGGAGUAAAUGAACGCUACGACCCUUGUCCACCGUACUGCAGUGAUAAUUGUGGUAAUAUAAAAUCUGACGGAACAUGUAACAUUAUCGGGCACAUUGGAGUUAGACUAGAAUGUUUUCCCGACUCCUUGAAACGAGAACUAUACAGUGUAGUCAUUCAUUUGUUAUUUAUCCGACUACUCGCUAUGAAGCGUCUCGUAUUUUUAUGUUUAUGGAGUUUUUGUGUGAUAACAGUCAACUGUACAGAAAUAAGUUGUACUGGAGAACACGAAUACUAUGAAUGCGGCCCAGCUUGCCAAAACAUAUGCUCAGAGCUACACAUACAGAAUAAAACACACUGCCCCAUCGUAAAUAUAAAAUGUAAUGAUAUGUGUUACUGUGAUGAUGGCUAUGCAAGGGACAACAAUGGCAAAUGUAUCCCAAUAGAAGACUGUCCUGAAUCUCGCCGGCGUCGGUCUACAGACAAUGGAAUAGAAUGUGGACCUAAUGAAGUUCAAGUUGAUUGUCUGAAGAAUUGCACAUAUGAUUCAUGCCCCACUAGUGCAGAUAACAAAACUGUAGCUACAUGCACCGACAGUGAUAACUGCGUGCCAGGUUGCAAGUGUGCUUUUAACUAUCGCCGAGCCGCGAAUGGAACCUGCAUACCAACGAAGGCUUGUCCGCCAUUUGAUUGUCCUGGAGUAAAUGAACAUUAUGACCCUUGUCCACCGUAUUGCAGUGAUAACUGCUGGCGAAUAAAACCAGAUGGAUCCUGUAACAUAAUCGGCCGCAUUGGUGUUAGACUUCAAUGUUUUCCUAAAUGCCGAUGCCUUAGUGGAUACGGUAGAUUGAACGGAGUCUGCGUUCCUAAUGACGAGUGCAAGAAGUGCUGUGCGGGUCCUAACGAAUAUUACAAUGAAGAGAAACAGAGCUGUCCUCCAGAUACCUGCGAAGCACUUGUGGCUAGAUACGACUGCAGAAACUCACCACCUCCAGCACCGGGAUGUUCCUGUGAAUCAGGAUACCUGAGACUCAACCUGACUUCACCAUGCAUACCAAUCUGUGACUGUCCGCAAAUGCAAUAUUCCCCCGAUUGUCAAUCAUAUUUUUUAGAACCAACCAGAUGUGUAAGAGCCAAUGAAGAAUUAUCCUGCGUUAAAGGCUGUCCACCAGAAAAGACAUGCAGAAACAGAGGAAUACUAUUCAGUUGUUUUGAUGAUGGAAAAGAUUGCACCCCAAAAUGUGUUUGUAAGAAAGGGUUCUAUAGAAGCCCCAAUGGUGAUUGUUUAACAGAAAGUCAAUGUGACUUAUGUCCUGGAGAACAUGAAUACUACGCAUGUGGUGGAGCCUGCGACAAUGUAUGCUCCCAGUUACAUGUACAAAACAAAACAAAUUGCCCCAUUGUUAAUAUAAGAUGCAACGAUAAAUGCUACUGUGAUGAUGGUUAUGCAAGAGACAGUGAGAACAAAUGCAUACCAAUAGAGAAAUGUCAACCAAUUUGCGGCCCAAAUGAGGUAUUCAGUGAUUGCGCGAGGAGCUGCCCACCAGAAACAUGUUUUUCUAUAGUAGCGUUUUUCAGAUGUGACGCUAAUCAACCAUGCGAAAAGAGAUGUAUCUGUAAACCGGGUUUUCUACGCCUUAAAGACGGAACACCUUGUAUACCGACUCGACAAUGUCCACAACUUGCCAACUCACCCGAUUUCAAUUAAAAAUAUGUCUUUUAAAUAGAUUAAUGUCUAAAACCAUAUGAAAUAAUAGAUAAUAAAAAUAAAAUCUAGUGCUUUAUCUACAAUGUAAACGUCCGUAUACACUCUACAUA